Plasmodium knowlesi strain H is the source of this 1341-nucleotide messenger RNA. RefSeq names its product rhoptry apical surface protein RASP2, putative. NCBI's taxonomy places the organism in Eukaryota, Apicomplexa, Aconoidasida, Haemosporida, Plasmodiidae. Bases 1 to 1341 code for a protein of 446 amino acids. The transcript has 5 exons. The record is from RefSeq and is a predicted model, not a curated record.
AUGUUUUAUUUUGAUCCCCACAAUUUUCUCUACGCGGGGGGAUGCCUCCUUGCAUCCGUCUGUACCCUCUGCGUGUGUAGAAAUAGGGAUUUGUUUCCUCAUAUCAGUGAGAAUAAGCCAAUCGGCCAACUGUACCGCCUUCUAAAUAUCCACAAAUAUGAAUCGUUCAACAUCAUCAUUCAAAUUCACCACAUCAACUUAAAAAUGGGUGAUGAUGACAACAGCAAGUACAUUGUCCAUCUGAAAAUCGGAAACAGAUAUUCCUACACCCACUACUACAAGCAGUACCUGAACAAAAUACACAUAGAAGAAAGAAAAAACAUGGUUGUCAAACAGAAUAACGAUACCAUCAGAAUCGAAGUGUACAAAAAGGGAACUCUAAAAAAUACAUUCAUCGGCUCAGCUGAUCUUCACAUCUACACAGACAUCGUGAAGAAGUUGUUCCCCUGCAACAUGUACUUUAACAUAGUCAACAAAAACCAAAUAGUAGCUACAGCCUGCUUGUCCUUCCAUUACAUCAACUUAGAGUGCAUAAAGAAGGAGGACCAGAUAUACACCUCUCUAUUUAUCGAGACCAUAAUAGCUGUUCAGAAAAACCAUAGCAGGAAUAAUGAGAUGAUUGAGAAGCUCAUAAAUGAGGGCAAGGAGCACUUCGAUGCCAUUAAGGAGACGGACGUCAGCUCAACUAUCUACAAGAACAUUUCCUCCCUGGCAAUCGAAGACAAAAUUCGACUCUUUUGCAAAAACUUGAACGGCUACCUCCUGCACAGCAAUUUUUACAUCAAGCGAUUCUACAACAAGUACUUUUUCUACAUGCACUUCUUUAAGGGAAAAUUCUACUGGUGCUAUUAUAAUGAGGAAGCCGACGCGAAGGUGGACAAGAAUCGAGUGGGGUAUAUCCGCCUCGAAUACGUAGUGAACGUGUACAGCGACGUCUAUAGCCACAAGUACUUCUACAUCAAGUACAGGAAAAAAAGAGAAAGAAAGGAAAACUACCUAUAUCUUAAGACAGUAGACAAGGAUAGAAACAUCUGGGUGAAUAUCAUUCACGAUUUUAUCAUCCUAGUAAGUAAUUACAGACGCGAGAAAAAAAGCAAAAUAAAUAAAAUCAAAGAACUCACAGAUAACUAUGCUGAAGGAGCGUCCAAAGAGGCCAUCGAAAUUAACAAACAACUGUCUAGAUCUUUCUCCACGAAUUCUAUAAAAAAUAAGUACCUAAAUAAAAAAAAUGUUGUUGAUACCCUAAGCAACGUCGACAAGGAUGAGGGUCAUACCAAGGGUGCCCACCUGGAUCAGGACUUGGAGGACGCCUCACAAAAUAUGUGCAAUUACAGCGAUUAG